This is a messenger RNA of Cicer arietinum (chickpea), 1101 nucleotides long. Its product is annotated as SPX domain-containing protein 2-like. Gene Ontology annotation, biological process: cellular response to phosphate starvation. NCBI's taxonomy places the organism in Eukaryota, Viridiplantae, Streptophyta, Magnoliopsida, Fabales, Fabaceae. The record is from RefSeq and is a predicted model, not a curated record.
AUUAGCUCCUAAUUUAUUCGGUUUAAAUACACUUCACUUCUCUCCAUUUGGCCACUAAUAGUAAUUAACAAACAUUGAUCACCUUCUUGUGUAAAAAGCGAGGAACAUAUCCUUAACAUUGCCAUGAAAUUCUGGAAGAUCUUGAAGAAGUUGAUCGAGCAGACCCUGCCCGAAUGGCGUGACAAGUUCUUGUCUUACAAAAUCUUGAAGAAACAAUUGAAGGUUAUGUGUCCCAAAGAUGCUCAAACUCCUCUCGGGUUGGACGUUGACCAGGUCAACCACUUUCUUUACCUAUUGGAGGUCGAAAUUGAUAAGUUCAAUGUUUUCUUUGUUAACAAGGAAGAGGAAUACGUCAUCAAAUGGAAGGAGUUGCAAGACAGGGUUGGCAGAGCCAUGGAUUAUUCAGAUGUGGAGUUGAUGUCAUUAGGAAGAGAAAUAGUGGAUUUUCAUGGAGAGAUGGUUUUGUUAAUGAACUAUAGUGCACUUAACUACACAGGUCUAGUGAAGAUAAUAAAGAAACAUGAUAAGCGAACCGGUGCACUACUCCGCUUGCCUUUUAUCCAAGAAGUGCUGAACCAACCCUUUUUCGAAACUGAUGUGCUUAAUGUCCUCGUUAAGGAGUGUGAGAUGAUACUAAGCAUUCUUUUCACCAAGAAUGAUGGAGCUUCUUGUCCAAGCUCAUCAACUAGUGAGGAACAAGGGUGUGGCUCCAAGUCCAAUAUGAUUGUUGAUGAAAAUAAAGAGAAGCUGAUGCAUGUUCCUAAAGAACUUUCUGAAAUUGAAAAUAUGGAGAAUGCAUUCAUCAAGCUAACUUUAUCAGCAUUGCAAACAUUAGAAGAAAUUCGAGGUCGAAGCUCGACGCUCAAAUGCAAAGAGUAAAAUAUCAGGUGAAGCUUGUGGAGACAAAAGGAAAAAGUAGCAUGUGAUGGAUCCUGUAUCUGAAGCUACUCAGUUUACUGAUAAAGUAUAUAUAUGUAAUGUUGUUCUUAGUAGUCCUUAGAAGUAAAUUAAUGUUCUGCCAUUUUAUGAAGUAUGUAAUAAUGAAUUAAUAUUUGAUAUAUGAAUUGAACUAAAAAGCAAUACAUUAAAACAUUUAUGUUU